AUGAUUGCUUCAUUAUCCUUCACAACACUGAUCCAUUACUCAAUAGUUUUACUUUUCAUAUGGCUUCCAGUGGUCACUUCCUUCGAGGCUCAUCCAACAUCAAAUGCACCUCGAACACCACGACAUUCACUUUCGGCACACUCGGAAACAACAUCAAGUCUCGAAGAAGAUGAUCAUGGUGAAUGGGUACUCAAUCCAGAAACAAAUCGUCGGAUUAAAAAAGAUGGGCCCAAAUGGCAUGACUUCAUGAAUGGACAAGGUGGCUACAUUUGCCAUAACUCCAAACUUGUACCAAUCCAACUCGAACGAAUACUGACUUGGACACAGCAAGAAGAAGCUUCCGAUCAAUCACAGAAAGCACUUGAGACUGCAGAUGAUUCAGUGGUAGGAGCCACACCAAACACAGCCUGGAGACGACUCGCUCCAGAGAUCCUUUCGUCGGAUGAAGCACCAAAUGACGUGGACAAAGAGUCCUUGCCCUUUCUAGAUGAGCUGCUCUUUGCUUUCAAGCCAGCCAGUCUUUUGACGUUACCUGGAAUCGGUGAAGACAAGCAGGUUUGUCUGGCUAGCCUCGUGAAUGAGUGGAUACCCGAGAAUCUCACUGUACCACCCAAGAAACGUGAAUCGAGCGACGACAAGAAGAAGAAGAAGACGAAGAAGAAGAAAAAAACAUUUGUUCCUCGUCCCUGUCAUCGAUUGGAUUAUGAUACCAGUGGUGUCUUGGUGAUUGGAUUGACCAGAGAUUCUCUGCGGCUGACCAAUACCAUGUUUGAACAGAAAGGGGUGGAAUCGGGAUCGCCCUCGAAGGUUCUGAAGAAAACUUAUGUGGCCCUGGUAGCUGGAGCCAUCGCUCAAGAUCACGGCAUUAUUGACUAUCCAAUUGGAAAGGUAUUCAAUGAAGCAAAUGGUUACAGCGAAUUUGUGUGCCUGCAUGAUGAUUCCCAACGGAAGGAAGACGAUUUUGUUGAAAAGAGUCUUCGAAAUGCCAAAACGAAAUAUACUGUUCUAAAUCGUUUCACUUUGCCCGUUGCAUGUUCAACUGGUAACAAUGGCCCUAGCAGUCAAGAUAGCUUUGUGCAGUACACCAAAGUACAGCUUGAGCCCUUGACUGGUCGAGGACACCAGCUACGCCUUCACAUGGCCGCUAUUGGACAUCCCAUUCUGGGUGAUCAACUGCACGCUCCCAAUACUAUCGUUGCAGCGGCACCACGACUAUGUCUGCACGCCGAUGAAUUGGAAAUGGGCGUUCGAAUCGAUGAAGAACAAGGUGUUUGCGUGGCUCUUGUAAGAGUGCGAUGCGUUCCACCAUUUUGA
This is a messenger RNA of Cylindrotheca closterium, 1314 nucleotides long. NCBI's taxonomy places the organism in Eukaryota, Bacillariophyta, Bacillariophyceae, Bacillariales, Bacillariaceae. The record is from the annotation of a GenBank genome assembly.